This is a messenger RNA of Cladocopium goreaui, 7692 nucleotides long. The record is from the annotation of a GenBank genome assembly. NCBI's taxonomy places the organism in Eukaryota, Dinophyceae, Suessiales, Symbiodiniaceae.
AUGGCGCAGGAGUUUAGUCCGGGCAUAUUUCAAGCAGCCUUACUUGAAGUUGCAGAGGCCACCAAAGCUGCCACAGCUGCAGUACAGGCCAUGCAGGUUGUACAACAGCAACAGCCUGCAGUUCCACAAGGCCAGACAGCCCAAGCUUCUGGCAGUCCUUCAGGUUCACCAACAAGUUCAACAGACUGGUCGAAACUUGUGAAUAAACCGCCAGUGCUGGAUGGGAAGAGCGUUGAAGAUGAAAUCAGAAUGUUUCGGGACUGGCUAUGGAUGGUCACACAGUUUCUGAACACCAUAGAUGUUGGAUAUGAACCAGAAAUUCAAGCAAUAGUGGACAGCCCUUCAGCCCCCAUGGACAUGUCGACAGCUACCUCAGAGACGAGACAGCGUGGGGCCAAGCUUUACGGCCUUUUAGCCUCCCUAUGCAGAAACAGGUCUCUCAGCAUCAUCCGUAGUGUCAAGCAGGGUGAUGGCUUUGAGGGUCUUCGUCAGCUGAUCCUGAAUUUGAGACCUUCCACAAAUACAAGAGGAUUGGCACUUAUGGGAGCUUUGACAAGUUGGCCAUCGUUCAAUAUGAAUCAGUUGCUGCAACCUCAACUGUUGAAACUUGAGGAAGCCUUGGAAGAGGCCAGAAGAGCUGGUUCAAGCAUACCAGAUCAGUUGCAGCAGGCGAUCCUUUUGAAGUGCGUUUCAGGCCAGCUCAGGACACACCUCAACUUGUCCAUCCAAGAAGCUACCAGCUUCAAGGAGUUGAGAGAACAAGUGCUCAGGUGGGAUCGUAGCCAACAGAAGUGGAGCAACCUCAUCUUUGACGAGUCUUCAACUUCGACUCCCAUGGAGGUGGAUCGUGUCUACAGAGAUGGGCGUAGCUGGAAUAACAAUGGCAAAAAGGGCGACAAGGGCAAAGGAAAGAACAGUUUUUCUCAGAAAGGCAAUCAGAAGGGAAAAGUUAAGGGAAAAACAAAGACCAAAGAUGGGAAGAGCGGACAGAAAGGGAAGCAGAAGAGCGACAUACAGGGCAAAAAUGGUGGGAAGCAGAAUGUUUCAGGGAAAGGAAAGGGUAGCAAGCCAGAUGUUACCUGCCAUCGGUGUGGCAAAUACGGGCAUUUUGCUCGUGAUUGCUGGGGAACUUCAGUGCGACAGGUACAGAAUGAAGGCUCAAACAGUGUUCAGCAGUCUCCUCAAGGCCAACAGACCUCAGUUGCUGCUGGAACGCCUUCAUCUCAGACAAGUUCUCAAAUGCCUGUAGCUCCUCAGCAAGGACGUAUUGCCAGAAUUCAAUUUGCAGAUGACCAUGUCUCAGAUGUUUUAAAACAUGAUGAGUUGGUUUUUGACCUCAGAAGUCCAUGCAGUGCUUCGAGUUGCUUGGAGGGAAACGUGAGGGCAGUGCGUGCUGAGCUCUUUGAGGAACUCUCAUACAUGCGUGUUGGUUGGAACCUUAGUCCCGAAGGGGUUGGUUCAGGAAAGCACUAUGGCAACAGCUUUCAAGAUCCUACACUUGUUUGCCCAACAAUGUCUGGAAGGAAGUUCAGAACUACGUUGAUCAAGGAUGGCGACCAAUGGCUGGUCAUGGAAUUGUGCGAGCCUCUGGAAACAUUGAUUGAUCUUGCAGCAGAGUUCCAUGGGUAUGAAGGUGACAGGUUCAUCAUCACAGUGAUUACACCCAGUGAGAGACCACCUAAUGUGAUGGGCUUUCGAAUGAUGGAUGACGAUGAGAUUCAACCUGCGGUGCAACUUGAGUUUGAACAGGAAAGACACGAUGAGGGUGAGAUUGCACCUCUUGCGCCAGAGGACGAAGUUGCAGGCAUGGACAUUGGUGGUGAUGUUCAACAUGAUGCAGGCCAAGCAGUUGAAGGAAUGCAUGAUGACUCAGUGACUAUGCAGCAUGGUACUGGAGUGGAAAUGGAUGCACCUUCUUUUGCAGCCAGACCCAAACGUCCUGGCGAAGUGGAGGUGACCAGUGUUUUUGAUGAUGCUGUGGCUGAUUCCUCUCUUCUUUCACCCAUGGAAGCGCAAGUUGAUUCUUCAAAUGACCCUGGUCUUGCGGCACCAGUGACUCCACCUGUGAUUGAGGAGUGCUUGGAUGAAGUCGCAGGAUCCUUGACUACCAGGUUUGUCUAUGACUGGAGGAUCAAGGACCAUCCCAAUGGGACCAAGCAAUGGAUGAGGAGGAGCCGGUUUGUGGCUCGUGAGUUUGCCACAGACAAGCGCUCUGACACCUACAGUCCAGCUAGUGGGUGCCAUUCAGUGAACCUAAUCCCAAUUUGCUACCUGAAGAUGCUUGCCGAAAGUUUGGACAGCGCAGAAAGGUUUGAUGAGGACAGCAGCAGUCCCUAUCGUGUUGUGCUGGCGGCAUUGGACAUCAAGGAUGCCUUUCUUCAGGUUCCCCAAGAAAACUUGGUGAUGGUUUCUUUGUACAACCAGCAGUAUGUCAUCAGACGCAAUCUUCCUGGUCAGAGACUUGGUGCAAAAGCUUGGUAUUGGCACUUUCGCCGAUACAUCAGUGAUGCUUUAAACUGUUGUUGGUGUGUGGAACAGCCUUGCCUUGCGAAGUGCGUGGACGAUGGGACCAACAACUGCUUUUUGAUCCAUGUGGAUGAUUUGCUGUUUGCUGGAAGCUACAGUUUUUGGACCACCAAGUUCUUGCCAGCGGUGACUUCCAAGUUCAAUGUGAACUACACAGAGUUGAAGGAAAAUGGAAGCUUCAUUUCUUUUCUGAAGCGAAAGCUGGUGAAGAUCAAAGAUGGUCUAUUGCUUGUUCCAGGCACUACAGCGAACAAAGUGGUGUCUUACUUUGAAAAGUUUUUCGGAGUAGCAAAGCAGCAGAAAAUUCCAUGUGAUGGAUCAAUCCAGAACGAUGACAAGUCCCAGAGGCAAUUGAUCGAGCGCCAAGGUGUUGGACGUGUGAGACAUCUCAGUGGCAAGAUUUUAUGGAUGCAGUCAUUGGUGUUGGAGAAGCAAAUCAAGUUGGGACAGGUGCCAACGCAGUGGAAUGUGAGUGAUGUUGGCACAAAGCCUUUAGCCAAACAGCGUUUGUUGGUUCUCUUGCAUCAAAUCGGCUGCUGCAAUCCAGAUACCCAUGAAAUGGUUGGACAGGAGGAGUAUGAAGUGUUUGAAGAAAGAACUGUGGGAAAACAAAUGGUCAAGCGCAUGGCCAAGACUAUCAUGCGUAUGGCAGUGCUAUGGGGUCUUGAGCCCAACCUUCAGGGAGCAGAGGCGACAGCUGUUGAUGAGGAGGUUUGUCAACAGGUUCAGGCUUCUGGAAAUCAUGGAGGAAAUACAUGGCUUUGGUUUUCAGUUUUUCUUCUCUUCAUGCUUUGGGUUGGACUUGCGGUAGCAGGAUAUGUUGCAUGGAAGAAGUUUUCCAAGACGACAAAAGACUUGGAAUCAUGUUGGAAUCAGGUUGCAGAUGAGGAUUCCUACAUAGCAAAGCAAGAGGCGAGAAUUGACCAAGUGAUUCAACGCCUUGAACAAAUCAGAGAGCACAAUGAACAGGAUCAUUCGAUCAUUUCAGAUCGAAUUACAGAAUGCAGCAAUGAGUUGAGCAUGGUGCAUGACUAUGCAGCGGGACUUCACUACAGCAUGGUCGAACAUGGAGGUUUCUUGCGAAACGGAUGCGGUCUUAGUCCAGAACAAUGGCGCCACCUAGCAACGCUCGAAAGAGCAAAUCUGGUUAGCUCAAGGGCUUUGGGUGCAGUUGAGUACAUGCGGCUGGUGCGUCAAAGGUUCCAGCCACAAGGAACAGCAGAUGCAACAGACAGCCCAAAUGCUGAAGCUGAUGAUCCAAUGGAUGAGUCAGAACCAGAGGUGCCAUCAGGACCCAUCAGCGAUGAAACUUUGACUGACAUGCUUGAAUUCCUCAAAAGUGAACAUGGACUUUGCUUGGAAAGAGCUGAACAUUGGGAUGCAAAUGAAGUACAACAUGUGAUCCUUCAUUUCCUCUCCGAGAUCCACCACAGUUCAGCAGAAAGCUUGGUAGCCUCAUGCCGAGUACGCAUAGCUGGAUUGUUUGGAGAGCUGAAGGUGGAUACCCUGGUGGUACGCUUGGAGAAAAAUGUGGAGCGUCAGCUAGCGACCCUGGAUUCCGCCGUCAAGGGUCGAGCGAAGCUUGGUGGAGAAGGGAAUAUCAGUGCCCUUCUUCGGGAGUCGAUGGUUAGGGCGGAACGCGACCUCUUGAGCACAGCGGAAGCCACCAGAGAUUUGUUGCUGAAAGCCGUUUGGGUGAAGGGUGAGAAAGAAAAGCUGGAGCCGAUGUGGUGCUUGGGCCCCUCGAAAGGGGACCAAGUCUUCGGCGGCAGCUGCGAGCGCAUCGGACGGCUGCGACGCUGUUUGGAUCCACCCAAGUAUUCGGUGCUUCAAAAAGCCAAGCCUGGCUGGAGCACCAAAGAUCUCUUGAAGGUCUACCAAAAGCUGCAAAAGGUGUCCAUCACUGAUGGUGAAUCACUGGCUCGUGCUGUCUCAGAAGGAUCCUUAAAUCACAUCCUGGCCGAAGCUGGAGAGAGGAAAUUGAAGCCUUCAACUUUGCAGCUUCUGAGGCUGGCGAGCAGAGAUCCAGGGGCUCGAACGGUUCAAGUCCAGGAAGAUCUGCCGCUGCUUGGACCGCGGCAUUGCUUCUGUGGCAACUGCAUCAGGGUUCCCAUGUGCCAUCAACAUGCGGACGUUCUGACGAUGAAGUUACCGAGUAUCAAGUCCGGACCUCCGCCGCUGAUGCCAUCGCGGCGCGAGGCAUCACGAUGGCAAGCGCAGCGGCAGGUCGUUGUCGCGCCGCUUCCUCGGGUGAAGUCUGAACCCGUGCUCAGCAAAGCGGAAGCGAGGAGCCGUCUCUUUGGCGAUUGGAAUGCUGCAGGUCGGAAGCUGAGUUGCCCUGCCCCCAUUCCCCUGGAAGCCUGGCCUAAGAAGGUGCUGUCUCCCAUUUUGGCCACAGUGCCAGAAAGGACCCGUCGCAGCGUGGUGCUGCCACAGAGGGCUUUGGCGCGACGUGAGGAAGCCAAGGAGGAUGUGCCGGUGCCACCCGUGGAAGCACAGCAGAGUGCACUGAAGUCAGCUUCAACGAGCUCCUUCCAUUCCUACGCCACCUUUGUUGAAAAACAAGGCCAGGAUGGCGAGCAUCAGGAAGGCGAGGAAGGCGAGGAAGGCGAGGAGGAGAUCCAACAUUUGGAGGUUGCCUAUAGCAGCCAGGAGAGCUACGCCAUGACAUUUGAAGGUAGCUCUCAGCCAAGUUACAGCAACGAGAGCGGUCUCGAUUUUCGCUGGAGCCGUACCGAGAGCGACCAGGAGAAUCUCUUCGACGAGGACCUGGAAGACGCUUCCGACGAUCUCGACCAGGACGAGGACGACCUGGCGGACGUCACGGCGGAUGUGAGCGGCCUGCUGCGGUCGCAGAGGCUGAACGACACCAUGGAAGCCCUGAAAGAGUUGUCCGAGUUGGAUGAGACCCUGCCGGUGUCCAGGAGUCCGAAGCCUCGGAAAGCGCCGCCGGUGGAUCAUCGUCAGCAGGUGGCGGCUGCGCGCAGGCAGCAGCAGCGAAGGCCACCAGGACUGGACUUCUCUCAAUGCUGGGGCCAGGUCUUUGGAGAUGUGAACCAUUUGAUUGUUGAUAUUUCAUGGACAUUUAUUGUCUUUGGAGAUGACGAGUCAGAUGGUCCGACAGUGACUGGCGUGAGGGAAUUUUUCGUGGCCAAGGCGCUGCUCGAAGGACACAAGGAGCAAUUGAGCGAAUUGGUGCCAUCACAAUGGGGUCUGAUACACAUUUUCGACCUCUGCUUGUGGUUUGGCCAUGAUGACACUGCAUUGGCGUUGGGCCGACAUGGAGUUGAUGGCUGCUUUGUUCUGACCAAUCACCUGGGACCAUAUUCCGAAAAGCCUCAGUGCACAUGUUCAGAUUUUGUUUGCGCCAAUUGCGACUACUAUGACACACCUUGCAACUGUUCACCGAAUGAAACCUGUGAAUAUUGCAGCUGGGGCUGGCCGGUUGAGAACGGCACAUGGAUGAAAGACUGGGAUGUGCCUCUCGACUGUGCAGUUCGGGCGGCAGCACAGGCUGCGCAGAAGCCGUUUCUCUGCGAGCUUCUGAAGAUGGCGCGUGCAGGUAAGGAGCUGCCCUUGGCUCUGCCAGCUGAGGGGAUGGCGCGGUUGUUGGACAUUGCCAUCCUCACUGGGGAUGUCGAAGUAGCUGCGCAUAUAUCGAAGAAAUGCCAGGUUUGGCCUUUGCGCCGAUGGAAUGGAAAAGAUUUUGUGAAUUACGAUUACGAUGAUGGCGAGGGCGAGCACAUUUUGCUUGCGGCGCUCUGGGCUGGCGCAGACUUUCAAAGCAUGCAUGUGCUCAUUCAAAGUCAGACCAUUCCACUUCAAGCAGGUAUAUUUCUUUGCAGGAACGAGGAUUGGGAGUAUUGCGCGCAAUUCUUCAAACCGGCGGUGAGGGGCGAGUGGGGCCCCACAUCGACAAACAAUGAUCUGGGUGGUUUCUUUUUUGAUGGGCGCCAGCUUUCUGUGGACAGAAUCCAAGGUGCUCCCAAGGCAGGGAUCGACAUCAGGAAGUUGAGAACGAUUAAUUUUUUUGGUGGCUCCCGGCAAAUUGUUUCCUUUAGAAUUGUUUCCUUUAGCUUGCUUGGACUUGCCAUCCUUUAUGGACAGCAAGAUUGUGCUGUUGCAUGUGUUCGCCUUGGUCUGCAGCAGACCGGAGUGGAGGAGGAUGGGCAUGUCAACUCUUCUCUCAGGGAUUUUUUGCACAGCGAAGCCUCCUGUGACCAUCCAUUGCAGGCCUACUGCCAUCAGAGACUUCCAUCAGGUCCAGAGUGUGGGUCAGCAACAGUAGCCGCAGCACAGGCAGCUCUCAGAGCUUCGUGGCAGUCUGAAGCUGCUCAGAAAGGGGUAGCAGUGUGCCAAGUGAUGCGGAAGAUGUUGGGAUCCUUUCCGUUGGCGUUGGUGGGUGACAUCUUGACCUUUUCCACGGAGGUUCCGGAGUUUGUGGGCCAACUGGAUCUUUGGAACUUUGUGCAUGGUUGGAUGACAUUGCCCCCCCCAAACUCGGACUCUCACAUGAAGGAGGAGCUGCAUGGCAUCAAUGAAUCCAAUGGUCCGAGAGCGCGCGAGCACGAAACUGGCACUGGUUCAGCUUCCGAUGCCACGGCUGCCAUAUCAGCCCCUGAGCCUAUGGAGGUCGAUGGCAAAUCCACUGAUGAGUUGAUGACGGCGUUGCGAGCCAGCAGGGAUCAGGUGCCGGCGCUGAACGUGGAUGGAGUCUGCGUGUUUCGCUUGACUCGCAUGGCUACUUCGUCACACAUCAACGACUUGCUUCUGGAUGCGACUGGGCCUUUGGCAACUUUGCAUGCCCGUGUAUUGGACGCUGGGUGCGAAGUGAAUCCUGAGUGGAAUCCGGUGAAGGCGCUGUUCGUGCCGGUCACAGAGGAGCAGAUGGAAGAGUUGCGUGCCCUGGCUAACCAGGGUUAUGAACUCAACAAAGAUGAUCACAUCUUGGCGUUACAAGAAGACCAGGACGUCAUUGCAGCUGCCUUGAAGAAACAUCUGCGGUGCAAAAACCGACCCAAGAUCAAGAAGGUCGGGCCACAGUCCACGGUCGCUGAGGAAGAUUUGGAAGUGGAUGAACUCGGCACUCUCCUCGAAGUUGUGUGCGGAAUCCGAACCGACAGUGACGUGGGCAUGCCAUCCUACCCCAACAGCCCUGAGUGGUAG